This is a messenger RNA of Mizuhopecten yessoensis (Yesso scallop), 2424 nucleotides long. RefSeq lists its product as uncharacterized. Lineage: Eukaryota; Metazoa; Mollusca; Bivalvia; Pectinida; Pectinidae. The record is from RefSeq and is a predicted model, not a curated record. The transcript is spliced from 9 exons. The coding region runs from base 604 to 2424 and encodes 606 amino acids.
UUAGCCUCUGAGCCGCUAAAACCAGCUCACAUGGACGUAGGAGAUUGUGAAAGUUUGAUUUAAAUUGCGAUGAUGACGUCCAUUUGUGAAGAGGUUCUUAUGGAACAAUAUAAAUCUGAUGUACCGGAAGUUAAAGGCUGUUGACAAACCGUCAUAUGCAUUGGCACACAAACUAUCUAAACACCGCAUUGUUAGAUGUUUCAUUGACAACGGCGUAAGUUUGUAUAUAAAUCAUAGGCUACAAACGGCUACGAACUGUUUGAUUAUUCUAUGAGGCUGUUUUUUUAUAGAACUAUAGUGGUGCCAUAGGAAUGUUGUCCAUAAUUGAACGUGAAUGAAGAGGAAGCGAAUCUAUACAGAGAUCCGUCUUAGAAAGCAAAUAGAAUUCGACGAAAGUUUCACCUGUACAUUGUAGGAGCCAAGGAUCGUUUAUCUUGAUCAUCGAGAGGAUAUCGGACGGAUUUAAAAUCCACAACGGUAAAGACCAGACUAUGCCAGUUUUAAUAACAUAAAACUAUGUUUUAUUGAUGUACGUAAAGUAAUAAAGACAAUGCGUUGUGGGUCGUGAAAGACUUACAAAAAGCCAUCUACAGGACUGACAAUAUGGGCAGUACUCAGUAUGAGAAAGUUGUGGCGGUUAUCUCGAAGAGACCCGAACUUCGACAGGACUUCGAGAUACAAGGGCUGCUGCUAUGGCUUCGGAAGAAAUCUCAGUUAUUUUCGCAACUGAAGACAGAUUACCUGAAAGAUAUUGUUCGAAACUGCGGAAUGGUGUCUUAUGAUAAAGAGGAAAUGAUUAUCAAGCAGGGAGAAAGAGGCGACUGUUUCUACAUCAUCCUGGACGGUAAAAUCUCUAUCUUUAUCCUAAACAAAGACAAAGAUGCUGAUGACGAUGACCGCGCUAUGGAGGAAAUUGGUAGCCGGACACCGGAGGGGAAACUGGACAAGAGCAAACUCGGCAACUUUGUCACACAUUUAGGUUCCGGUGUCCCGUUUGGUGAGGUGGCGCUGAUGUCAGAUGAUUGUAUACGUACAGCGUCCAUCAUCUCUGAAGAAAAAACUGACCUUCUGGUAGUUGACAGGGCACUUUACAACAGAGCGGUCAAGAUUGUUCUAGCCAAAGAAUUCGAGGAAAAAGUUGAAUUUAUCAAAACAAACCCAUUGUUCGCUAACUGGGCACCGCGAUACAGGAAGCAAUUGACGAUGGCAAUGUAUAAAGAGACCUUGCCUUAUGACAGUGUUCUAGUGAGACAAGGGGGACCGGUGACCAACAUCUACUUUGUGAUAAGCGGACAGGUAGAAAUUCAAAUCGACCCAUCUCACCACCAAGUGCAAUAUCCCCGGAUCUUCAUGGAGGCUCAGGACGAGUCAGACAGGUUGAUACGGAAACACGAGAGGAUUCGUCCCCCAACGGAAGCACAAUACUCCACCUUCGUUAAGAAAAAAGACUCGACCAAAUACUCCAAACUGUGCAUUUUAGGCAUCAACGAAAGUAUAGGUGAGGUGGAAGUGCUGUUAGACCUACCGACAUACACCCAGACAGCCGUGUGUACCGAAAAGACUGACGUACUUGUGUUGGAAAGGAAACACUAUGAACGUUUGUUUGUCCGACGACAUCCACGUACGAUCGAGGCUAUGCGUGGAAUGUUUAAAGUAAAAUUAGAAACGCGCAUGAAUCUACUUACAAACAAAGAGGAACUGCCAUUUUUAAACCUGUUAAAAGACAGAAUUGAUUCAUACAACAAUCCAAAACCUUCCGCAGAUAAAAAGAAAAAAGAGCUGACUUCUGCUUCAGCUGCUGAAAAAGAGUUCCUGAAUCAUAAGGGUCCACUUAUAGAUAUAUAUGGACCUGGUAGUGUGUUCUACAUGAUCCGUGUCAGGGAAAAACACAAACAAAAGUACAAGGCUCACAAGGAACGCGGCAACUUCAAGAAGCCACUCACAAACGACAAUGGUCAUUUACACUCUGUCAGGGUGCCACAUACACUUUUAAUGGCAGCGCAAAUGUCGGGCGCUACCAGAGACUCAGAUGCCUUGAGUGAGCGCUCAGAGCAACCAACGCGAAUUGUGUCGAGCAGACUUCCCAGUGCACGCUCACUUCCUCAACGCAAUGCGCGAUCCUUUCGUCGGAUUCAGAGUGCCCAUCGAGCGACUGAGUCUGAUGACAAACAAGAAAAUGAUGAUAGUGAAAAGAACAAUGAUCUGGAGGACGAUGACGAUUUAGACAUCGCAAAGUCUCUACCUGAUACUCGACAGGCCACGGUCAUGUUUCCAGACACAAAAGAAGACAUGGCUCUGACGUCACUUGAGGAGCGAGUCCGGGAAUGGCUUGACAAGGGCAACACGUCACGUGGGUGUGCACAGGUGGCACAACUCAGACGACUUCCUAUGCAGAUCAGACGAAGGAAUUUGGCAACGUUGUAA